Molecule: messenger RNA, 1055 nt
Organism: Leptopilina heterotoma
Lineage: Eukaryota; Metazoa; Arthropoda; Insecta; Hymenoptera; Figitidae
Gene: Ccs
Product: copper chaperone for superoxide dismutase
Exons: 6
Coding region: 135-953 (272 amino acids)
Biological process (GO): removal of superoxide radicals
Molecular function (GO): copper ion binding
Source: RefSeq, a predicted model, not a curated record
CUUUACCGACCAACGAUAUUCCUCCACUGUCGGUAAAGCAGUUUUAUAUUCUAACCUAGUUGUUUGUUGUUGUUGUUAUUUUGCAACCGCGAAAAAACAUUUUGAUAUUCGAUUUUAUCCAUAAUUUUGACAAAAUGUCUUCAAUUUUGAUUGAAUUCGCAGUGCAAAUGACUUGUCAAAAUUGCGUAAAUAAAGUGAAAAGUACACUGACAAAUGUCGAGGGAAUUAAAAAUGUUGAUAUAUCCUUGGAACGAGGAACUGUUGUUGUUGAGACAGAUCUUCCCUAUUCUUUAAUUCAGGAAAAAAUCGAGAGCACUGGGAAAAAAGCGGUUUUUAAAGGUUAUGGAGGCUCUGAAUCGUUUAGUGCUGUUACGAUGUUGGCCGGAAAUUCCGGCUACAGUUACGGCGAAAUUGCGAAAGGUGUUAUUAGAUUCGCACAAAUUGAUAAAGGUUGCAUAAUUGAUGGCACAAUCGACGGCUUAUCACCUGGUGCUCAUGGAUUACACAUUCACGAAUGCGGUGACAUUUCUCAAGGUUGUGAUAGUGUUGGCGAUCAUUUUAAUCCACAUAAUUCACUGCACGGUGGACCAGACGAUGAGUCUUCGAAAAGACACGUGGGUGAUUUGGGAAACAUUGUCGCCGAUGACUCUGGACGCGUGAGAUUUCGAAUUCUCGAUAAUUUACUAAAAAUCCCAGAAAUAAUUGGCCGUUCUCUUGUUAUCACGGAAAAACCCGACGAUCUUGGAAAGGGCGACAGUCCAAUGUCAAAAAUUGAUGGAAAUAGUGGGAAAAAACUCGUUUGUGGAAUAAUUGCAAGAUCCUCGGGAUUAUUUCAAAAUACAAAGCAAAUUUGCGCUUGUGAUGGUCUCACACUCUGGGACGAGAGGAAUCGAAGUAUUGACAAUCAAAAAACAAAUUCUAGUACGAUUAAUAAUUUAUGUACUAUUUCUUGACUUAAUUUUGUGCGUCAGUUUUUCCAUUUAUAAGCAAAAAACAAAAUUGUGAUAACUUUUCAAAAUUCCUUCCAGUAUUUCAUAUAUUUAAUUUAUAUUCAU